Messenger RNA from Pocillopora verrucosa, 2380 nucleotides. Its product is annotated as mitochondrial ribosome-associated GTPase 2. The record is from RefSeq and is a predicted model, not a curated record. Lineage: Eukaryota; Metazoa; Cnidaria; Anthozoa; Scleractinia; Pocilloporidae. Gene Ontology annotation, molecular function: magnesium ion binding; GTPase activity; GTP binding. Gene Ontology annotation, cellular component: mitochondrion.
CGCCUGAAGAAUUAGCAACCAAGCUUUGUUUUCCUAUUUGCAAGGCACAUUCUUAAAUGGUUUUUAUAUGGCGUUUUGUGAUCUCGCGGUGUUUUAGUUCCAAAGCAAGCAAGAAAAGGCAGUUUAUUGACUGGAAAAAAGUUAUCCUGAAGGCAGGAAAUGGUGGAAAUGGUUGCCUUCACUUUAAAAGACAAAAAUACCAACCCAGAGCUGGUCCAGAUGGGGGAGAUGGUGGGAGAGGAGGGAGUGUCAUUCUGAUCGCAGAUUACUCUGUUAAAGAGUUUGCUCAUCUUCCCAAACAUAUCAAGGCUGAAAAUGGUGGAGCUGGUAAGGCAGAUGACUGUAAGGGAAAGAAUGGCUCAGAUCAGAUGUGGCAGGUACCCCUGGGCACUGUUAUUAAAGAGCAAGGUCAUGUAAUAGCAGACUUGACUGCCAUGGGACAGACCUUUGUAGCUGCUCAAGGAGGCCUUGGUGGAAUGGGGAAUGCAUAUUUCAAGACACCAGAGGAUCGUGCACCCAAUAUUACCACUGAAGGGACCCCUGGAGAGGAAAAAGUUGUAGAGUUGGAGUUGAAGACAAUAGCUGAUAUUGGAUUGGUUGGUUUCCCUAAUGCAGGAAAAUCCACUCUUCUAAGAGCAAUUUCUCGGGCAAUGCCAGCAGUUGCUGCUUAUCCUUUCACCACCAUUAAUCCCUAUGUUGGAAUUGUAGAGUUUGAAGAUUACCAGCAAAUUGCAGUAGCAGAUAUUCCUGGUUUAAUAAGUGGAGCACAUCUGAACAAAGGGUUAGGACAUGCUUUCCUACGACAUAUUGAACGAUGCCACUGUCUGCUGUAUGUUUUGGACAUUUCUUGCACAGACUCACUGACAACUUUUGCUUCCUUACGGCGAGAAUUGGAGCUUUACAAGGAACAACUAUCACAGAGACCAGCAGCCAUUGUGGCUAACAAAGUAGACAUUGCUAAUUCAGAGACAGAAAUCCAACAACUACAGAACACUUUCCCUCUUCCAGUUAUACCUGUAUCAGCAAAGUAUGGAAAGGGUAUACCAGAGCUGAAAAAAGAACUUCGAAAACUUUUCAAUGACACUGUUGUAAUUUCUUGACUUUUAAUUCACAUUCAACGAAAGAUGCAAGAAAAGACAAAUCUUUAGCUUUUAUUUAAAAAUAGCUUUUUAUUGGGUCACUUUGUAGGUUGUUCCAGAAAGUAAUACUCAUUCAGUAGCCAUAAGCAAACUAUUUACAUUGAUGUCCUCUGCAUAAAAAAUUAAUUUUAGUACAACAUGAUGAUAAAAAUAUGUACUAGUGAAUAACAAAAAUAGUAACACUUUGCAAUAAAUACCUCUGGUUAUUUCAUCCUAACUUUUGUACAGCCCAAGGGGUCAAACAUCCAAUUCUUUUUAUGCACUUGCUAUUGCAUGAAUGGGUAGUAGUCUAUUAAAUUCUAAAGCUAAACUAACAUGAUUAUAGAAUGGCAAGUAACAACUAUUCACUAAAGUGGAGGUGGCCAAUGGUGAAUAUUUACGGAGCUGUAAGUAUGUACUAAAACAGUGAGAAGUAUAGCCUAAAAAGAUUAUUUAAACUUGUUUACUCCUGCAACACUUAUAAUAUUCUUGGACCCAGAUCCAGUGCAAAUUGCCUGGAAGUGAGCCCCAAAGAUUAUUUGGAGUUCGAGUGGCUAAUAAGAGCGUGCCUUCAACACUAUCAACUGUUAGUAUAUACUAAUUAUGAAUAAUCAAAAUCAUAAGUCAUCUUUAAAAACCCUAUAUCCAAAUUUAAACUCGUAGUCAUGCAAACAUUCCAAUGAACACAAUAUCCUACAUUUUCAUCAUAAUAUUAAAUAUAUGUUUUUUGAACACAAUAAUGAUUGGAGAAAUAUGACUUCAUUUGUAUUCCCCUAUCAUGGUUCACAUUCUUGUCAAUUUUACAUACUUUUCAUAUCUUAUUUAAGGGUUGUUACAACUAGAAAGACAAUUGUAAGCUGAUUUGGCUGUAAAAGCAUAUUGCCCAUGAUACAAUGCAAACUCUGCCACAGUCACAAUCUAAGCCAAGUUGUUCAGAACACAUUUGUCCUAACCUUGCAUUGGAGUAAACUUACUAGGCUUUGUAGCUUUCCCAUGAGAUAUACUCCCUCUCAAACAAUUUGCCCCAGGAUGACAAACUUUUCUUUGUCUUACUAAGAAGUCUUCAUCUUUCCAUUGUAAGAAGUGAAGUGUAACUUCUCUGUACAAGUUCAGUUCAUUAUUCAAAAUAUGUAGAAGGAUUCAAGGACAGAGAGUGUUUGAAAAAACUCUUGACAGACAGUACUAGGAGACAGUAACCAGAAGCUAGCUUUCAGGAUAAUCCUUCAUGUAUGUCACAGCAAUUUGAUUGCAAUUACACAAUG